AGAAAGACGGAGAAAGAAAGAAAGAAAAAAGUAAGUAAAGCAGGUUCAGUCAUUCAAUACACCUGCAAGCCAACAGAGGGCGACGGAGAACCAUAACAUUCUGCAGGAAUGUCUUUCCGGAGAAAGUGAAUGCACAACGACAAAUAAAACUUAAGAAACUGCGACCAAAAAUGAUAAAAACAGCUCAGGUUUGGAGACAACGUCAGAGAAGGUGAGGUGGAGAUGGUUUGGACACGGGCUGAGGAGUAAAGGUGGAGAUCCUGGAGCUGUUGGAGAAGAUCCUGGGUUGUAGACUAUGUUUCUAUCUCCUUCUUCACUAUCCUAGUGGUAAGGGUUGUUAUCAGAGGAGCACAGGUUCAAAUCCCACAUGGUUGGCAGUGGUGUGUUGAACUGAAUGUGUCCACCUUUCCCCAGGGAGGGUAAAAGAUGCAUAUGUUCAAUGACCAAUGUCUUCUUCUCCUUCUUGUUCUCAUGUGCAGGUUCUCUGUCUUCCAGGUCACUUUAUUGUAAAAAUUCAGAAGUAGACAACUGAACAUUGUGUUUGUCCUGUAGGGGGCAGACCUGCACAUGUAGAAGAGCAAAGCUGACAUGUCCAUCUCUGAAAAUUUACUUUAUAUUGUGUAUACAUUAACACACAACCAGCAGGUGUCCUCGUCAUCCCAGCCAUCCUCCAAUUACAAGGGUGUCCCUUUAACCAGCAGAGCCGCUCAACUGAACACCCACAAACAGGACAACCCAGUUGGACACAAGCUCAGCCCAGUCCCUCAGGUGGCACUGACCUGAGCUCGGCACAAAACAGGUCCUGUAACCACGUCAGGCUGUGGUCACCUGCUCCAUGGUGUGUUCACACACUAAGACAAUAAGAACUAGAAGAACAGUUAGAAGUGAAGAGCCUCUUGGACCAGAUGUGAAACCAGCCCAGUAAUGGACCUCUGACUCAUUGACAACAGUCAACAACAUUUAUAUACUGUAUUUUAUAUUUUUUUCUUGCAGUACUAGUCCUAGAGAACAAAGAUGAGAUUGGUGCUGCCUGUGCUGCUCAGCUCGGUUCUGGUGCUGGUCACUGCCUCAGACUGGGAUGACCACAGACAUGAUGGACAAGAGUCUUCUCCAAACAACGACAUGUCUCCGUGCAACUGGAAAUGUCUUCUGUUCACACUGCAGUGGCCGGGCAGCUUCUGUCUGUCUCUCAGCAAGGGGACAGGAUGUAGGAUUCCUCAGAGCAUCAACACCUGGACCAUCCACGGCCUAUGGCCUGUUCAUCCAAACAGCUGCUGCGACUGCUGGCACAUGUAUCCCUCAGAUGUGCAGGAGCUGGAGGAGGAGCUGACUCAGCACUGGCCGUCCUUGCUGAAAUCCAAAAGCAAUUUUCACUUCUGGAGGGACGAGUGGAAGAAGCACGGAGUGUGUGCAGCCUGUGCGGAAGGAAUGAACUCUCCUUUCAAAUACUUCCAGAUCUGCCUGAAACUACAGAGACAGCUUGAUAUUCAGAAAUCUCUGGAAGAUGGUGGCAUCACUCCAUCCUGUCAGCGACCCUACAAGUUGGCAGAAGUGAAAAGCAUUCUGAAUCCACAUCUGGGCAGCAGAUAUGAGAUCCAGUGCAUCACAGACGAUCAGGGAAGAGAGGUGUGGUUCCAGGUGAAGACCUCCAUGUCUCGGAACCUGACCACCAGCUGUCAGUACCAUGAUGACUCAGAGGAGCAAUGGUCCCGUGGUCCCAGGCGGAGCUUUUCUCAUGCACAUCCGUGUCCUCCUCAGCUGCCGUUCUACUAUUUUCCCAUAAACCACGAGCAACCAGAUCAGCCGUGUAACUGAUGCUGAGAGCAGAGACCAUCACUCUACACUCACUCACACAAAUGAUUCACCUUCAUGUCUUUUCUCAUGAACCUGCCAGUUAGAACCAGAAUCUGGUCCUGUUUUAUUCUGGUUGAAUGUCGGGGCUGUAGCGGCGUUACAACACUGACUGUGAACAUGUUCCUCUUCUGUCUCCUCUGUGACGUUGAGCUACAAAUACUUUUAUUUUUAACAGGACUCUUUAAGACGUGACCAGGGGAGGGGUUUCUUUUGCUGGGAGAGAUAUUUUUCAAAACAACAAUUAAUUUUGUGCCAAAAUCAAUAAAAUUAGUAGUUUUAUGUCUGUGUUCCAGUACUUCAGUGUUUCUGCCACAUUAUUAGAUACUCAUGUUUAAAAAGUCUGAAUAAACUAAUAUCUACCUGUAA
This is a messenger RNA of Cynoglossus semilaevis (tongue sole), 2220 nucleotides long. RefSeq names its product ribonuclease T2, like (gene rnaset2l). Gene Ontology annotation, cellular component: extracellular region. Bases 1015 to 1815 code for a protein of 266 amino acids. Gene Ontology annotation, molecular function: ribonuclease T2 activity; RNA binding. Lineage: Eukaryota; Metazoa; Chordata; Actinopteri; Pleuronectiformes; Cynoglossidae. The transcript is spliced from 9 exons. The record is from RefSeq and is a predicted model, not a curated record. Gene Ontology annotation, biological process: RNA catabolic process.